Molecule: messenger RNA, 1990 nt
Organism: Orbicella faveolata
Lineage: Eukaryota; Metazoa; Cnidaria; Anthozoa; Scleractinia; Merulinidae
Molecular function (GO): calcium ion binding
Source: RefSeq, a predicted model, not a curated record
CAAAUUAAAACUCCAUCGAUCAUCUCAGCGACUUCAAAAGUCGCCUUUAAUCUACUCUAGCAAGAUGGCCUGUAUAAAGACUACAGGCCUAUCAUCUAUGGCGUUUACGCUUUACUCGUUAUUAUCUCUUCUUUGGAUAAGCUCCACCAAAGCUGAAGUUUGUUCCGCUGAAAUGAACGUGGUGUUUGCCGUGGAUGGGUCGUACAAGGUGGGCGUGGCCAACUACGACCUUAUCGUAAAUUUUGUCUCCAAUGUUUCCAGUAACUUUGACGUGGCUGUUAACAAGACCUGGAUCAUUACCGUACUUGGAAACGAGACAGCCGUCUAUAAAACCAAAGAAGAGUUAGACAAUUCUACGCUGACAAGUUUCCCAAAUAGUUCACACGUAUUCCUCGGUCAAACUUUGGAAUUAGUUAUGCAACGUUUAAGUGAAAAUGACACUCAAAGAGAUGCUCCUAACGUGGUCGUUCUUAUAGCAACACACACAUCUGAUGACGACAUUGCUAUUCCAACAGUUCACUUAAAGACGUCCAAUGCGACUUUAUUCGUGGCGGGUAUUGGCGACCAGUUCUCAUUUGGUCAGCUAAAAGAGAUAGCUUCUAAUCCCGACGAAGAGCAUUUCAUGGAAGCUAAUGACACGACUGAUUUAUUAAAACGUUUUUCAACACCCUUAGCUAAUAAAAUAUGUCAAGUUGUGGACAGAUGUGUGAGCUCUCCAUGCCAUAACAAUGGUAAAUGUACCAGCAUUCCUGGUGGGUACAGCUGCGAUUGUCUGCCAGAAUUCAAUGGAGAUAACUGUGAGAUAAGCAAGUUUGUGGAAUACAUACACCUGGGGUGUUUCCAAGACAACAAUGUCACCAGUGUAAUUCCAUCUUUGGAGUCAGAGAAUGCCACGUACCUCGAUGGUAAUUUCAAAACAAGAACUAACCCUAUUAAAAAAUGUGCUUUGGAAGCUGCCAAGAUGGGCUACAAAGUGUUUGUUCUUCAAGACGGAGGUGCCUGCCAUUCUGGUCCUCAUGCUUAUCUAAAUAACAGUGUAUAUGGUGAUGGCUUCUGUGGUAUAGAUCCUGGGCUGGGUGAUGGUCUUGGAAAUGACCUUUAUCUUCUUGGAGCAAAAUGUGGUAACCUGUUAAAUGACAGUCUCAUUCACUUAUCGAACACCACAAUCCAUGGCUCAUCUUUCAAUGAAUCCUGGAAAGUCCCUCUAUUAAAUGGAAACUAUUCUUGGUGUCCAGAGGAUAGUGACUUGACACGCAAACUUGAGAUUGACUUAGGGCGCGAAGCUUUCUUAACUGAGCUGACUUUGCAAGGCAAAAAAGACUCCAUGGAUUAUCCCGACAACUACUGUUUUGCCUCUGCUGUUGAUGGUGAUGCAUAUGAGGAGAUCGUUAAAGACUUUUCAACUUGUUUAGUUAGCCUUUCAAACCAAAGUUCUAAUACCAAACUUGAAGUCGUCCCAACUUCUGUGUUAACGGCUCAAUAUCUCACCUUUGCCCCAUGGAGACCAUUCAAAGGCGAUGGAAUGUGCCUAAGAAUAGACGUUUUUCGCCGCUACAACGAAUGUAAGGUUCUGUUCUAUUUUAUACCACUAUAAAUGUACAAUUGAUCUAUCUCUUAUUGGCUACUUCACUCACUAUCUAUUCAAUUGCAGAUAAUGAGUAGCCUGGCAGUGUGCGGUUGAUGACAGAAUGGUUACUGCUUCUUUGCAUUUUCAAAAUGUCUGGGAAAAGAAUUCACUGAUAACGAUUAAUACUAAAACAAUUUCUAGGUUAUUCACACUCGAUUUCUAUACGAGAUAGUUUACUGGGGCUGCGCCCUUGUAAGCUACAUGCAUCACGCGACAGACAUCUCAAGCUCAUAAUCUAAUUGUUUCAUGAAAGAUGUCUAAGGAAGAGCAACCUAAAGGCUUCGGUUGAUCUGUUCUAGCUCACUUUAUCUCGACUGAAACUACAACAAAAUCCUCGAGUCCCGUAUUAGCUAGCAAAACUGU